AGCCAACUAGAAGUAAGAGGACAACACGAGUGUGGAUUAUAGCCAUCUGUUCAUUGAUUGCUGGAAUUGCCGUCCUAGGCUUUUGCCUGCUGUUUAUAAUCAGGAGGAGGAAGCUUAAGACACUAGGAAACAUGGCUUCGAUGAAAGAAAAAGACUACACAAUAGAUAGCAAAGAUAACGAUUUAGAGCUGCCAGUAUUUGACUUCGCAACCAUAGCUAUUUCCACAAGCAAUUUCUCAAGUGACAAUAAGCUUGGAGAGGGUGGAUUCGGACCUGUCUACAAG
Messenger RNA from Dovyalis caffra, 284 nucleotides. Lineage: Eukaryota; Viridiplantae; Streptophyta; Magnoliopsida; Malpighiales; Salicaceae. The record is from the annotation of a GenBank genome assembly.